AUGUUAGCUUUUCAAGUUGCUGCUGUUGUGGUUGCUGAAGAAAAAUCGAAUAAUCAAGGGCGGAGAACAGGGUAUCGUGGCUCUAUUCUUAGCCACAAUAUUGUCAAUCGUAAUAGAAAGGAAGUGGAAGCUCAUAAUCCAUAUUUCAAACAAAGGACAGAUGCUCUUGGUGUUCUUGGUUUAUCUUGUCUUCAAAAGGUAACUGCAGCUCACAGAAUACUUGCAUAUGGUAUUCCUGCAGAUCUUACUGAUGAAUAUCUUCAAAUUGGAGAAAGCACUGCGAUAGAAAGUCUUAGAGCUUUCGUCAAAGCAAUUGUAGAAGUUUUUGGUGAUUGGUAUCUAAGGGCACCAAACGAGGCCGAUAUUUGUCGAUUAUUAUCAAUUGGAGAGCAGCGUGGAUUUCCAAGGAUGUUAGGGAGCAUUGAUUGUUGUACUGCUCCUGUCAAUUAUACAAUUAAUGGGCAUGAAUAUACAAUGGGAUACUAUUUAGCAGAUGAGAUUUAUCCUAAUUGGUCAACUUUUGUUAAGACAAUCCUAAGGCCAUUAGGAGCAAAGAGAAAAUAUUUUGCAAGUAAGCAAGAGUCUGCAAGAAAGGAUGUAGAGCAGGCAUUUGGAGUGCUCCAAUCUCGUUUUGCAAUUGUACGUGGACCUGUUCGAUACUGGGAUGAAGAAACGCUUGCAAAUAUUAUGAAAGCUUGCAUAAUAAUGCAUAAUAUGAUUAUUGAAGAUGAAGGAGCAAUGAACCUUGGAUUUGACCAUGAACGUGAAGUCAAUUCCUUUAUAUCUAUGUCACAUGGUGAAAUACCAGAACUACAUGAUUUUCUUCAAACUCAUAAUCGAAUCAGGGAUAGAGCAACUAGCUCUCAACUACAAGAAGAUUUGGUUGAACAUUUAUGGGAACAAUAUGGUAACGAGUAG
Molecule: messenger RNA, 918 nt
Organism: Populus nigra (black poplar)
Lineage: Eukaryota; Viridiplantae; Streptophyta; Magnoliopsida; Malpighiales; Salicaceae
Exons: 3
Coding region: 1-918 (305 amino acids)
Source: RefSeq, a predicted model, not a curated record